Cuscuta europaea is the source of this 1985-nucleotide messenger RNA. NCBI's taxonomy places the organism in Eukaryota, Viridiplantae, Streptophyta, Magnoliopsida, Solanales, Convolvulaceae. The record is from the annotation of a GenBank genome assembly.
UUCAAACAGCACUGACGUGAUCUUUCCCCCCUCCAUAAAUCUCCUCUCCCUCCUCAUCACUAAAACCAACCAAACCAAACAUGCCCUCCAUCAAUGCCUUCUCCCUCCUCCUCCCUCUCUCCAUCUCCGCCGCUCUCUUCUUCCCUCCCGCUCUCUCCACCUCUCCACCCACCCACCAACUCCUCGACGUCUCUGCCGCCAUCCGAAACACUCUCCACGCGCUCUCUCCCGCUUCCCACCACCACAAGCGCCCCGUGAAAGCUUCAAACUCAUCAUCGUUUUCCCUCUCCAUUCACCCGCGUGGGUCUCUGGCGAGGCAGCCGCAUCGGGACUAUGGAGCUCUCAUGGCGGCCCGGAUCGCCCGCGACUCUGCCCGGGCUGCGGCCCUCGAUUCGAAGCUCCGGAUCGCUGUCUCCGGAUUGAGCCGGGCGGAUCUCAGGCCUGUCGAGACGGCGGUGCAGCCGGAGGAUUUGGAAAGCCCGGUGACGUCCGGGGUCAGUCAGGGGAGCGGGGAGUAUUUCGCCCGGAUGGGCGUGGGCCAGCCCGUGAAGGAAUUCUACAUGGUCAUCGAUACGGGCAGCGACGUGACUUGGCUGCAGUGCGACCCUUGCACCGAUUGCUAUUCUCAGACCGACCCUCUCUUCAACCCGGCCCAGUCCACGUCAUACCGGCGCGUCUCCUGUCAGUCGCCUCAAUGCUCCGCGCUUGAAGUCUCCGCUUGCAAAACCGACUCCUGCCUUUACCAGGUUUCCUACGGGGACGGGUCGUUCACCGUAGGCGACUUCGCGACUGAAACGGUGUCCUUCGGGAAGUCCGACACCGUCCCCGAAGUCGCCAUCGGUUGCGGCCAUGACAACGAGGGGCUGUUCGUGGGCGCGGCGGGGCUGAUGGCUCUCGGCGGCGGCUCAAUGUCGUUACCCUCGCAAAUUAAAGCGUCGUCUUUCUCCUACUGCCUCGUGGACCGCGAUUCCGGCUCCUCCUCUACUCUCGAGUUCAAUUCGGCCCGUCCCGGUGACUCGGUCACGGCGCCGAUGCUCCGGAAUUCUAAAAUUGACACCUUCUUCUACGUUGGGCUCACCGGGAUCAGCGUCGGCGGCGACAAGCUCUCCAUUCCGCCGUCUGUUUUCCAAAUCGACAGUAGCGGGAACGGCGGCAUCAUCGUGGACUCUGGCACCGCCGUCACCCGGCUGCAGUCUGUGGCGUACGAGGCCCUCCGCGCCUCGUUUAAGCAGCACACCCAGAACCUGCCGUCCGCCGCAGAAUUCGCCAUCUUCGACACCUGCUACGACUUGUCGGCAACCACCAAAGUUACCGUUCCUACUAUCGCGCUGUAUUUCUCCGGCGAGAGCCCGCUGAUGUUGCAUCCGAAGAACUACCUGAUUCCGGUGGAUUCGAAGGGAAAGUUCUGCUUGGCGUUCGCUCCGACGUCCGGCUCACUGUCUAUCAUAGGUAACAUCCAGCAGCAGGGGACACGUGUCAGUUAUGACCUGUCCAACAAACAGGUCGGGUUCAGUCCCGAUAAAUGUUAGAAUUAAUUGGGGCGGUGUGGCUGAUGGAGUCUGCACUCCGUAUUCAUUUUAUGAAUUAAGAAAAAAAAUAGUGCAUUUGGGAUUAGUUAACCGGCAAGAAAAAGAAAAUAAAGAUAGUUGUGGCUCAAGAAAAAAGUUGGGAAAAUGUAUAUGAAUGUUUAAUUAGUUUUUGCACCCAGCCUCUCUCAAUUUAUUUAAUACCAAGUGUAAUGUAAUGUAAUUAUAUUUUAAAUAUUUGCAAGCUGAUAAAUGAAGUAACGUAGUGAACAAAUCAAAUACUCAUGUGAAUGUUCCCAAACACAUUUCUUGUUUUAUACGGAGUACUCGUAAUAAAGAAUGAAUCAAUAUGUGAUUGAUGCAUCCUUGUUUGUAGUUUUUAAGACAAUUGUUCAUAUAUGACAAUCAAACUUAUUCCGUUUCAUAUCGGGAUGGUGACUGGUGAUGUACAACCAAAAU